This is a messenger RNA of Osmerus eperlanus (European smelt), 3392 nucleotides long. Its product is annotated as neuronal acetylcholine receptor subunit alpha-7-like. Gene Ontology annotation, molecular function: acetylcholine receptor activity; acetylcholine binding; acetylcholine-gated monoatomic cation-selective channel activity. Bases 97 to 1626 code for a protein of 509 amino acids. Gene Ontology annotation, biological process: monoatomic ion transmembrane transport; synaptic transmission, cholinergic; nervous system process. The record is from RefSeq and is a predicted model, not a curated record. Lineage: Eukaryota; Metazoa; Chordata; Actinopteri; Osmeriformes; Osmeridae. Gene Ontology annotation, cellular component: neuron projection; synapse; postsynaptic membrane. The transcript is spliced from 10 exons.
GUGUCAGGGGGCUGGCAAAUAUAGUCGAUGUUAAACACUUCAAAUGCUUGAAAUAUCUAUUCUGCUACUCUAGUACUACUGAAACUCUACCUUAAAAUGGGUUGGAAUACGCUGCUAUACAUUGCAGCCAUCGCAUGUCUCUUGAAGGUGUCCCUACAAGGGGACUCUCAGCGGAGACUCUACAGAGAUCUGAUGGUCAACUAUAACCCUCUGGAGAGGCCCGUCUUCAAUGACACCCACUCCCUCACAGUCUACUUCAGCUUCAGUCUGAUGCAGAUCAUGGAUGUGGAUGAGAAGAACCAAGUGCUUACAACCAACAUAUGGCUACAGCUGUACUGGAAUGAUUAUUACCUACAGUGGAACACUUCAGAAUACGCAGGUGUUACCAAUGUGAGAUUUCCUGAUACCCUCAUCUGGAAGCCUGAUAUCCUCCUGUACAACAGUGCUGACGAGAGGUUUGAUGCUACCUUUCACACCAACAUUCUGGUCAACUCCUCUGGAACCUGCUCCUAUUUACCUCCGGGCAUCUUCAAGAGCACCUGCUACAUCGACGUGCGCUGGUUCCCCUUUGAUGUUCAGAGCUGCGACCUUAAAUUUGGCUCCUGGACCUAUGGGGGUUGGUCCCUUGACCUACAGAUGGUCGAGGCAGAUAUAACCGGCUACAUUGCUAAUGGAGAAUGGGACCUUGUGGAGGUCCCUGGACGGAGAAAUGAACGUUUCUACGACUGCUGUCAGGAGCCCUACCCUGACGUGACCUUCACGGUGGUGAUGCGCAGACGAACACUCUACUAUGGCCUGAAUCUGCUCAUCCCCUGUGUCCUCAUCUCCACCCUGGCCCUGCUGGUCUUCCUGCUGCCAGCAGACUCUGGAGAGAAGAUCUCCCUGGGAAUCACAGUUCUGCUUUCACUGACUGUCUUCAUGUUGCUGGUGGCGGAAAUCAUGCCGGCAACCUCUGACUCUGUGCCUCUAAUAGCACAGUACUUUGCAACCACCAUGGUGAUUGUGGGUCUUUCAGUAAUAGCAACAGUUCUGGUUUUGCAAUACCAUCACCAUGAUCCAGAUGGUUGCAAGAUGCCCAAGUGGACACGAGUCAUCUUGCUGAACUGGUGUGCUUGGUUUCUGCGCAUGAAGCGCCCUGGUGAGGAGCGGGUACGCCCAGCAUGCCAUAACAAGCGUCCCCGAGGUAGCCUCACUAGUGUGGACCUGAAUGGCAGCACAUCGCCUCCCCAGUCUACUAAUGGCAACAUGCUCUAUAUUGGCUUCCGAGGCCUUGAGAGCAUGCCAUACUCCACCGCCGCCACCUCCCCUGACUCAGGCGUACUUUGUGGACGCCUACUAGGCAGGUCGGGGGAAGACGAAGUUCUCCUACCCACAGGGCCAGCCUCUUCGGUUAGCAAUGUGGAGCCCGAGCUGGCCAAGAUCCUGGACGAGGUGCGCUAUAUAGCCAAGCGCUUUCGUGACCAAGAUGAGGAGGAGUCAGUGUGUAACGAGUGGAAGUUUGCGGCAUCCGUUAUUGACAGGCUCUGCCUCAUCGCCUUCUCACUUUUCACGACCCUCUGUACGAUCGGCAUCCUCAUGUCUGCGCCUAACUUUGUGGAAGCCAUCUCUAAAGACUUCUUCACAUGAGGACACAAAACAUUAACCAUAAGUCAGAAACACACUGCACGUCUUUUGUCGAAACCAAUGGCUACCUAAGCUUUAACUUCAGACAGCCACUUCUCCCACCAUAUUUUUUUGAAUUUUAACAUUUGGUUAUUACAGCAAUAGCAGCGUGAGCCAUGUCGUGGAGCACUGUUGUGUUUCGAAGGCAUCUAUUGCUGAAUAGUCAAUCGCAGAAACUCUCGAUUAGACCUCUAUAAUUUUAAGUAGGUUUGAUAGUGAGACCAUUGUAGUAGGCCUACUUAAAGCCUUUCUUGUCACACAAAAACCCCCACACAAAGGCAAUAUCACUCAAAAACCAUUACCUUGAGUUUACGUUUUGAAGUAGGCUACUUACUCAAAAAAUGUUACCUGCUAUUGACAGUAAAAAUAUGUUGUCCAUAUAAUAUCUUUCCUUUUUCCUUGAUUGAUGUCAGAGCUCCAUUCACAUGGAUCGCUCCUACAGACAGUGAGUCUUAUGUCUGUGGCUUAUUGAAUAAAGCAGGCAGUACUAGGUCUUAGUUAAAUAUAUAUUUAUAUAUACUUUUUAUUUUAUUGCACAUAUAUUAUAUAUAUGAAUAUAGGCUAUGUUAUAUUGUUAUAUAUAUAUAUAUAUAUAUAUAUAUAUAUAUAUAUAUAUAUAUGACCCCCAUAGUUCACAGCCCUUGAAAGGCUGGCAAAGAAAAUAUAUAUUAUAUACAAAAUAAAAGAUAAAAAGUUAAACCAACCAAGUAUGCAAUUGUCUUAAAAUAAACUAUGCCUUUAAUAAUGAAGCCAUCAGAAUAAAAUGUAUAGCCAUAAUUUAUAGAGUUCUUCAGGACAUAAUAAUGUCCAUUAUAUAGCCUACAUUAAAUACAGUCUGCUCUGGGGGGAGGGGGGGGGCAAUAUUGGACAAUGUUGCUUACUGGAUUAUUUCAAAUUCCAAUGUUAAAUGGCAAUGAAAAAUGCAUCUAAAUAUCCCCCCCCCCCCAAAUCCCCUACAAUAUUAGCAUUGGAUUAAGUUCAAGAUUAAGUUCUUGGGCAAAGAUUAUGGUUAAGAUUAAGUACUUGAGUAAAUUAGUUUAUUGGGGUUUUUCAUCCAUUCUAAACUAAGCUCCAGAUGAUGCUAUAAUGUAUUGUAAAGUGGUGUCAAGAAAGUAACUGGGAUAGUAAUAAUUGUGUAUUGUAGUGUGUUGUGAUUGUUGUUUGAAUAUAUUGAACACUAAUGGUACAGUAUUUUGAGGUUUCGCCACCAUAUUAACAAGGAAAAAAAUAUAACUUUAUAUACAGGAACAAUAUGUAUCAGCAUACUCCGGUUCAGGGUUGAAUUGGAGGACAUUUGGGAGAUGGAUGGGCCCAACUCACAAAACAAUGUGGCAUGAUUGUUCAACUCAGCAUGUCAGUAAAACUAAGAGCUGCAGGAGUCGAGCUCCCCCAUCAAACCCUAAUAUACUGAAUCGUCAAGCUCUAAUGCUAUUGUUGUUUCAUAUAUGUCAUGUUAUGUUUUGCUGCAGCUGGAAGGUGUAUGUACACCAGGAGCAAGUGUCACAAAACAACGUUCACAUUUUUUUUCAUGCUUUGUUAAAAUAACUUUUUUCUUUAAUUGAAGGCACAAUGAUGACAAUAUGACUUUUGUCUAGUUAUCAACAUUACAUUUCUGUCACUGUUUGAUGCUUGUUGGUCACUGUUCAAUGCUUGUUUUUUUCACUCUAUAAUCCAGCACUUGUGUGUUUUUGGUCUCUCACAAAUAAAUGUAUUUUUCUAGAUGUGAAAAA